UUCCCGUCCGGCCUCGCCCUCCGCCGGCCCGGGGUAGGUCAGCCCGCCGGCUCCCCGCGCCGCGCCAGCCAUGGUGAACCUGGGCCUGUCCCGGGUGGACGACGCCGUGGCCAGCAAGCACCCGGGACUAGGCGAGUACGCCGCGUGCCAGUCGAACGCUUUCGUGAAGGGCGUUUCCGCCUUUGUCACAGGCACCGGCGCGACCUUCGGCCUGCAGAUGCUGGUUCAGAGGAAGCUUCCAUACCCCUUUCAGUGGAAGGUGCUGCUGGCUGUGGUCGCAGGCUCAGUAGCCAGCUACUGGGUGACGCGUGUGGAGUCGCAGAAAUGCAGCAACCUCUGGCUCUUCCUGGAGACAGAGCAGCUCCCCAAAGACAUGGGCACAGAUCGGCGCAGCUAGGAGAGCUCCAGCCGGGCACAGAAGACCUGGGGCCAGACAACUCUAGAACACAGCCCUUGGCACCUCUGCACCCCAGGUUGGCCCUCCCCACACCUGUGGCCCCCACACAGAGGCAUGACCAGGUCUGUUGAACCUGUGCAGACUGCUCCUGCCCAGCCUGGCCGCCCAGGAGCUCAAGCCAGGAGACUCCGUUCCUGGGGUGGCUGUCCUGCAGGUGGACACAGUGCUAGAGAGGACCAGCAUGCCUCAUGCACCUUUGGGGGCAGCCCUGGAGCAUGGAGGGGGCUUCUGCACUCUGCUGCUGACACUCCCUUUCUGGCCCCUGCAUCUCCCACCCACCCCAGAGAUGACAGUUCCCCUGGGGGCUGGGGAACUAAUAAACACCUUGCCCUGUUUCCCA
Molecule: messenger RNA, 797 nt
Organism: Capra hircus (goat)
Lineage: Eukaryota; Metazoa; Chordata; Mammalia; Artiodactyla; Bovidae
Gene: TMEM141
Product: transmembrane protein 141
Exons: 5
Coding region: 71-397 (108 amino acids)
Source: RefSeq, a predicted model, not a curated record